AUCACUCAGGUUAAUGACAAUAUAUGUCAAUAUCAAAGUCGUUAGAUAAGUUAUAAUAAAUAUUUCUCCAGAACUUGGUGCGAAAGCCGGAGCAGGAUUAGGAGGGGAAGCAGGAGGAGGAGUAGAAGGGGGAGCAGAAGCUGGAUUUGGAUUUGGCAUGAACGGCGGAGCAGAAAUUAUGGGGGAAGCAGAAGGGCAAAUAGGAGGGGGAUUUGGAUUUGGCAUGAACGGCGGAGCAGGAGAGGAAGCAGAAAAGGGAGCAGAAUGGGCAGUAGGAUGGACAGCAAGAUGGGGAACAGAAAGAGGAACAGGAUUGGGAACAGGAGGGGGAGCAGGAUGGGGAGCAGGAUGGGGAACAGGAGAGCAAAUAGGAGGGGAAAUUGGUGGAAGUAUGGGAGCAGGAGCACAAGGAGGCGGCAAAUAAUGAUCAUGAGAAUCAUAAGGAUCAUCGUACAAUGAAUUUUAUGCUCUUUAGGUCUCUGGAUGUGGAUAUUGAAGCCUAUCAUUAUAAAAUA
Molecule: messenger RNA, 515 nt
Organism: Camponotus floridanus (Florida carpenter ant)
Lineage: Eukaryota; Metazoa; Arthropoda; Insecta; Hymenoptera; Formicidae
Product: glycine-rich protein 5
Exons: 8
Coding region: 158-424 (88 amino acids)
Source: RefSeq, a predicted model, not a curated record